This is a messenger RNA of Schistocerca nitens (vagrant locust), 1944 nucleotides long. RefSeq names its product coiled-coil domain-containing protein 13-like. The record is from RefSeq and is a predicted model, not a curated record. The transcript has 10 exons. The coding region runs from base 1 to 1944 and encodes 647 amino acids. NCBI's taxonomy places the organism in Eukaryota, Metazoa, Arthropoda, Insecta, Orthoptera, Acrididae.
AUGUCUGAUCCGAAUGGUGCUGGGGAUGGAGCAGGAGAUGCUGCUUCGGUUUUCGAUGCCAAAUUGGAAGAGGAACAGUGCCGUGCUGGCAGCAUCGUUCUAUUCAGAAGGGCUCGCACGCAGGUAAAAUUUUCGUCGAGCAGUGAUGAAUCUGAAGCAGCAGAGGUGUUUCCACGAGAUACAUGUAAGAAACUGCGCGCGCAGGUGCGCGCCCUCAGCACCGAGAACUGCCAACUACGUCGCAGCGUCGAACAGCUGCGUCAGCACGCCAGCGCGCCGGCCACCGCUGCUCCCACCAGGGGCAGCAAGAGGGCGGAGCCGCCGCGGCUGGCGUCUGAGGUGGCGGCCGCGCAGGUCAGCGAGCUGAGCCGCCGGCUGCGCGACAUGUGCGCAGAGCUCGAGGCCACGAGGAACCGCCAGCGCGCCGCCGAGGACAAGGUGUCGUCGCUGACAGCGGAGGUGGAGCGCCUGCGGUGCGCGCCGCCCCCUCCGACGCCGGUGGCGGCAGCGGAGGGCGAGGGCGCGGCCAGUCCGGAGGAGCAGGUGCGCCAGCUGGCGGAGCGGCUGUCCGCCACCAACGCCAAGCUGUGCGACAGCCGCAGCCAGUGCGCGCAGCUGCGCAGGGACCUGCAGCUGGCGCAGCGCGCGCUCGCCAACGAGGUGGGGGAGGCGGUGGCAGUGUCUCAGCUGGGGUCGUUCCGCGGGCGCGCGCAGCAGAUCUUACAGCUGCAGCGGCGCGUGGCGGAGCUCCAGGACAGGCUGUCUCAGCAGCAGCCGGGGCAGGCCGCCUCCAGCAGCGGAGACCACGGCGUCAGCCCAGCGCAGAGCCAGCUGCUGCAGCAGAUGGAAAAGGAACGGCGGGCGGCGCACGAGCAGACGGUGGCGUCGCUGCGCGAGACGCAGCUCCAGCUGGAGGACUCCAGGAGGCGGCUGGAGGGGCAGCGCGCCCGCACCAAGGUGCUGGAGGCGGAGCUGCGCGACCUCAAGCAGAAGAUGACAGUACUGCUGGAGAAAGGCGAGCACGACAACCAGCUGGUGGCGGCGCUGACAGCGCAGCUGCGGUCAGCAGAGGAGGCAGCAGAGGACAAGCGGGCGCUGCUGUCGGUGGAGGCUGAGCGCAUGCGAGAGCGCGGCAGGCAGUUGGAGGACGACCUGGCGGCGCUCAGGGCGCAGCUGGCCACUCAGACGGCGCAGCUGGCGCAGAAGGACAGGCUGGUCGAACAGCUGCAGCUGCGCCUGGACCAGCUGGAGCAGCCCAAAAUGGCAUCAUCGAAGUCAUUAACAGAUGACGAGUUGGAAAGAAUAGUGAAUUAUCCUGCGUUUUUGAAAUAUGAUGAAGAUAGCACAGCAGAUAAGGAUGUAUUUGUGCUGAGUGAUCAUGAUUCCACCUCUGAAGUUACAUCAGAAAGUAGUUGUGAAGAAUCAGAUGAAGAGGCGUGCAUUAUGCCUUCCGCUGACAAAUAUUUUUUUGGAAAAAAGGAGUGCUACAAGUUGUCAAAAGAAGCUCCUCCUACAACUCUGAAACUUGAGUCUAUGGUGGCGUUAACUGAGACGCGUGUGCGCGUGCGCGGCGGCAGGGUGGAGGGCAGCGUGUGCGGCAGCCCGCGCAGCGCGCCCUCGGAGUGCGGCUCGGGCAGCUACGCGCCGGCGCUGCAGGCGGCCGAGGCGGAGCGCCGCCGCUUGCUGGAGCUGGUGGCCGUGCUGCACACGCGCAUGGACGAGCGCGAGCAGGCCGCCGCGCAGGCCGACGCCCGCUGGCGCCAGGAGCGCGCGCGCGCCGCCCAACUACAGACCAAGCUGGAGCUGCUGCAGGAGGAGGUGGCCCUGCUGCGCACCAGGGUGGACGUGCUGCGCAGGGAGAAGGAGGACGACCGCGCCAAGUACCUGUCGCUGCUGCAGCGCUCCUGGGACCAGGUGCCUUUCUUCUUGUCACCUUCAGCCUGA